AUGACGACGCUGGACGACGUCGAUGCGCUCGAUGCGGUCGUGCGCGACGCGUUCGCGCGGACGAACGACGCGCGCGCGACGGCGAAGGCGGCGGACGCGUCGCGCGCGCUGGACGCGCUGAAACGCGACGCGCGGGCGUGGGCGGUGUGCCUGCGCGCGUACUCGCGCACGACGUCGAGCGAGACGAAGUUUUGGUGCCUGCAGACGCUGACGGAGGCGCUGGCGAAGGAGGCGAGAGGAGGCGGGACGACGAUGUCGGACGAAGACGCCGAGACGCUGCGACGAGCGCUCGGGGCGUGCGUGAGCGAAGCGACGGGCGAGAGCGCGACGGGAGGAGACGGUGGAGAUGAUCGACGGAGUUCGGCGGCGACGGCGGCCUCGUCGACGUCGACGCCGGCGUUCGUGAAAAAUAAGCUCGCGCAGGCGUGCGCGUACGCCGUGGCGCUGGAGUACCCAGAACGAUGGCCCUCGUUCUUCGCGGAUUUGGCGAAUCUAUUGAGCCGAGGGACGCAAGGCGUGGAUAUGUUCACGCGUGUGCUCGAGGCGAUCGACGAGGAGCUGAUCGCGACCGUGGACGCGGGAAGAGCAGGGAAGGAGGACUUCGCGCGUUCGAUGCGCAUCAAGGAAGCGAUGCGAGCGGAUGGGAGCUUGCGCUUAGUUUUCGAUGCUUGGAGGCAGUGUUUGGAACAUUAUGCGCGCGUCGAUCCACGCGUGGCGACGCGGGUAUGGUCUGUCGCGCGGCGAUACGUCGAGUGGGUGGACGUCGGUCUUGUCGCGAGCGAAGAGUACGUGAAGGGCGCCAAGGAGUGUUUGAUGCUCGACGAUUUGAGCGGCGCGGCGGAUGAAAGUUUGCGCGCCGCGGCGGUAGGGUAUUUGCACGCCGUCAUAACGAAAGGCAUGGAAACGAGUGCAAAAGUGCGCCUGAUCAUCAGCACGAAGAUCGUAGAAGUGUGCGCUCGGUUGCAGGUGAUUUGCGCGGCUACCCAGGAUGAUUUCGACGAAGAAUUCGUAACUCAGGUGACCAAUCUCGCCGCCGCGGUCGCCGCGGAGCUUUUGAACGCCAACAAAGUCGAGAAUAUAACGGCUCUCGGUGUUGAACUGUCCGCUGAGGUCAGUUCGUCCUUGCAUCAGGUGACUCCGUUGGUUUUGUCGAGCAUCAGUUUUAAGCACGAGCGCGCCGUGCUCGUGGCGCUACCAUUCCUCACGGCGUACAUUGGGUACAUGAAAUCACAGCCGGCGUUGUUGAAUGCGGCGCAGCCGGCGCUUACGUCGGCGUGUCAGGCGCUCAUAGCGCGUGGGGCGUUCCCUACAGAACACAUAGACGGCUUGGAUUGGAACGACGGCUCCAACGCCCUCACGCAAGAAUUUGAAGCGGACGUCUUCAGUCUUCGCGCUGAACUAAACGUGCAGCUGAAGAACAUAGCGCGGCUCGCACCACACUUGGCGCGCGAAGUCGUUCGUCAAGUCUUGAUGAGCGCCGUCGUGGGUAGUGGCGAAGGAAACCAGCUUUGCUGGCAAAACGUCGAGGUCGCGAUUUCGGCGCUGUUCACCCUGGGAGAAGGCGCCGACGACGCCGCGGUGAAACCCAUGUCCAUCGCGGAUCGAGCCAAGGCGACGAACGGCACCGGUGAGGUCACAGACACCCCCCUCGGAGCGCUAGUGGUAUCGCUUAUACGCGAAUGGGGCACGAGUGUUGGUCGCGCGGCGUACCAUCGCCUCGUAGCGCCGACGUUUUUGGAGAUUUGCGUCAGAUAUCACGCCGUUUUGGAGCGCGAUGACGCCGCUCUAGUCGCCGCCUUGACUGCGUUCUUAGACGAGCGAGGUAUAGGUCACGUCGAUCUCGCCGUGCGGUCGCGUGCAUGUUACUUGAUUUCGCGUCUGUCCCGACCGCUUCGCUGCAAGCUUUCGGAUAAGGUGGAAAACAUCAUGUGCGUACUCCCGGCCUAUCUCACGGAAUUCGCGAGAUCGUUGCCGGAACCGGCGACGCAGAACGCUGCGUUUGUAUCUGUGAGCGCGGCUGGUAUUCAGUCUCGAGCGAUGGCUGAGAGCGGAAACGACGAUCGGUUGUACCUGUUCGAAGCCUUCGGCACGAUGCUAGGCGCGGAUGAGGUGAAAGAAGAGGAACAGUAUAGGUAUUUAUCGCAAAUCGCCGCUGGGCUUUGUCGUCAAAUCGAGGAAGUCGCGGCGGGAGGACAGUCGGGCGAGGACGCGCCAAUUCGCAUCGCAUUGGCAACGCGCGCCAUCGUGGCGUUCGGGAAUAUAUCCAAAGGAUUUUCGCAGCGAACAUGUUUGACGAGUAGACCUCGCACUGGAGAAGUGUUUAGAUCGUGUUUGGAGAUGUCGCUUCGAUGUCUCGACGUGUGGCCGCGAGACGCGAGCGUGCGCAAUCGUGCCACUGGUUUCUUGCACAGAAUGAUUGAUUUGCUCGGACCGACUGUGACACCGUACUUGGCUCCGACGGUCCAUAAGCUCCGUCGCGAUGCCGACGCCGUGGAGCUUCGCGAGACGUUGGUGCUUUUCAAUCAACUCGCGUCGACGUACGCCGCCGAGCUCGCGCCAUUUGUUGUUGAAGUAUUACCAGGUCUUGCCGCUCAAAUCUUCAACACGAUCUCCAGCGCGUACGCACAGGCAUCGGUUGAGUCCGUGGGGGGGAGUAUUGCCACGAACACGGAAGUUGUGCGCGAAGCCGACGAGCUCGAACGUAUGUGGCUUACUACGACGGCGGCCCUCGGCGCCAACGCGCUCAUUGCGCCCACAUUCACGGGAUAUCCCAACACCAAGCGUACCGCGCCGCUCAGAGAGCAGCUGUUGUCGCAUCUUGUCCAAGCUGCGCAGUCGCACGGCAUGGUGAGCGCGCGCAAAGUCGCCCUGACCGCGCUCAAGAGCUUCGUUGAAGAAUGGACGUUGGACACAUCGCCCGACGAACCACCUUCGCUCGAAGGUGCGCCGACGUCGUCAGCGCCUGCCAAAGGACCGAGAGAUGAACGCGUACCAGGCUUUACGCGAUUCGUUGUCGAACGCGUGUGCGUGGAGUGCUGCAUCUUACCGCCUAUACGCGGUGAUUUAGACCUCUCCGACGCCGUCUCCGUCGGCGCGCUCAACGAAUCCUUCGCCAUCCUCGCCGUCGUCCACGCCCGGCAAUCCGACGCCUUGACCACCGCUCUGACGCACAUCUUCCGUCACUCCAUCUUACCCAGUCAUUCUCCCGAUCGCAUCGACGCCAUCGUCAACGAGUACAUCCGCGUCCUCGCCGCCGCCGCCGCCGCCGGCAAGCCGCAUUUGCGUUCGACCAAACCCGCGCGCGCGCUCGUCGACGCCGUCCGUCGCGAGAUCGGCGCCGCGCCCGACCGCGGUCGCACCUUAGACCUGACCCCUAGACUCGCCAAGCGAGGCGUGUGA
Ostreococcus lucimarinus CCE9901 is the source of this 3399-nucleotide messenger RNA. RefSeq lists its product with no specific name. The transcript has a single exon. Gene Ontology annotation, cellular component: nuclear matrix; cytoplasm; nuclear pore. Gene Ontology annotation, molecular function: small GTPase binding; tRNA binding. Gene Ontology annotation, biological process: tRNA re-export from nucleus. The record is from RefSeq and is a predicted model, not a curated record. Lineage: Eukaryota; Viridiplantae; Chlorophyta; Mamiellophyceae; Mamiellales; Bathycoccaceae. Bases 1 to 3399 code for a protein of 1132 amino acids.